This is a messenger RNA of Solanum tuberosum (potato), 342 nucleotides long. RefSeq lists its product as uncharacterized. The transcript has a single exon. The coding region runs from base 1 to 342 and encodes 113 amino acids. NCBI's taxonomy places the organism in Eukaryota, Viridiplantae, Streptophyta, Magnoliopsida, Solanales, Solanaceae. The record is from RefSeq and is a predicted model, not a curated record.
AUGGAGAUCGACUCAUGGUGCGAUUCCGACGCCGGAAACAUCAGUUGGCGGCGGAGCUACUCCGGCAGAGACUACGAUCCGUUCGUCUCCUAUAAGUUGCCGGUGAACAGAUCGAGCAAAGGACCGAUCUGGAGAUUUUUAUGGAGGAAGAUCAGAAAAGAGAAAAGGCGAGUUUUCGAUUGUUCAAAUUCAAUGCGGUUUACUUAUGAUCCUCAUUCUUAUUCCCAGAAUUUCGAUGAUCAGAGUUCUAUUUUUGCUGAUGAAGAUGAACUUUCUAGAUCAUUCUCUGCUCGGUUUGCUGUUCCUUCUAGAAUCUUCCCCAAAAAUGACUUAGUUGCUUAA